AUGAGCUUGAAUUAUAUCACUAGGGCCAAUAAGGAAUUGUUCAAGAACAUUAUACGAGAACUAUCUGAUCAAACGAGCAAGAAGUUUGACAGUGAUACCAAGACCUUCCAACAAUUGGAUCAUUGGAAAGACAACCAAUUGCUUGAUACAGUUGCAGACCGAUAUGCAAGCUCCAAAAGAGAUACUACAUAUCUCACCAAAAGUGAGCUUGUCAAUUUGAUGGACUGGAAACUAAAUAUUGGUACGUUUCGGCCCACAUUGCCAAAACUUAUUAAGUCUAAUGAUGAAGAGACUGUAAAGGAGGUGACCAAAUCUGGAUUCAAGAUGUUGUUGGGAUUUUUUAAAGACCUUCCUUCUGAUUUCUGGUCUGUAGCUACAGCCGAUCAACUUGCUGAUUAUAAGAAGCAUAUACGGCAAGCGAUGAAGGAAUUGUGUAAGCUAAAAGGGGUGGGUCCAGCAACUAGCAGUUUAAUUAUGUGCUGCCUCUACAAGAUCCAGCCAAAGUUUACGCCUCCAUUUUUCAGUGACGAAAGUUUUAUGUACUAUGUAAUUGAUCCUACCAAACCAGGUGAAAAAAUAAAGUAUAGCGUAAAGGAAUAUGUGGAGGAACUAUUACCAGUCUAUUUCAAAUUAUUAAGAAACGAUCCGGAGAGUACGUUCUGGCAAUUGGAACGCGGUGGCUGGGCUGUAAAGUACUUCAGUUUGUACAAGGAUGACAAAUUGGUUAAUAUCAAGUCCCCUUAUGGCGACAGUGAAGAGUGGGAACUGUUCCAAAAGGGAGAGGAAGAGGACUCGACAGAGCCACCAAAGAAGAAAAAGAGAGCUGCGUGA
This is a messenger RNA of Lodderomyces margitis, 831 nucleotides long. RefSeq lists its product as uncharacterized. Gene Ontology annotation, molecular function: catalytic activity. The transcript has a single exon. Gene Ontology annotation, biological process: DNA repair. Bases 1 to 831 code for a protein of 276 amino acids. The record is from RefSeq and is a predicted model, not a curated record. NCBI's taxonomy places the organism in Eukaryota, Fungi, Ascomycota, Pichiomycetes, Serinales, Debaryomycetaceae.